Messenger RNA from Drosophila eugracilis, 1400 nucleotides. RefSeq names its product sideroflexin-1-3 (gene Sfxn1-3). The record is from RefSeq and is a predicted model, not a curated record. NCBI's taxonomy places the organism in Eukaryota, Metazoa, Arthropoda, Insecta, Diptera, Drosophilidae. Bases 227 to 1192 code for a protein of 321 amino acids. Gene Ontology annotation, cellular component: mitochondrial inner membrane. Gene Ontology annotation, biological process: serine import into mitochondrion; monoatomic ion transport. The transcript has 7 exons. Gene Ontology annotation, molecular function: monoatomic ion transmembrane transporter activity.
CCAGCAGCCGUCAGUUCACAGCAAAAGGUAGCAGCGUAAGCUGGCAAAAGCUGCUCCGGCUGAAAAUACACUCUGGACUGUGCGUGUGUGCUGUGCUACCUGUUCUUUUGUUUGCUGAGCGUUUCCUCCGAUAAUAAUUGUUGAUUUGUCAAUACUUGUCGCAAAGGAAUUAUAUAACGCUCAAUACCCUUGAAUACAUACUCGCAAAAGCAUAUUAGACCUGACCAUGAGCCCCCUACCCCGAGUCAACAUAGACGAACCGAAAUAUGAUCAGAAUGCGUAUUUGGGAAGGGUCAAGCACUUCUUCCUGCUGACCAACCCGCUGAAUGUUCUGGCCUCCGCCUCUAAAUUGGAAGAAGCUCGCCAGAUCGUGCUGAAGUAUCGCGCUGGCAAGGAUGUUCCGGAGUGUAAGACAAUUGACGACGUGUGGCGCGCCAAGUACCUGUACGAUUCCGCUUUCCACCCGGAGACGGGCGAGAAGCAGAUAGUCAUAGGGCGCAUGGCUGCGCAGAUGCCCAUGAACACCAUAAUCACCGGCGGAAUGAUGGCAUUCUACAAGAGCACUGCCUCUGUUGUCUUCUGGCAGUGGUUCAAUCAGACAUUUAACGCUAUAGUAAACUACACGAACCGUUCGGGCACCUCGCCCAUCAGUCAGCCACAACUGAUCACCUCUUAUUGCCUGGCGACCAGCGGAGCCUUGGUCACGGCCCUGUCUCUAAACAGGGCGGUGAAAAAUAUGAAUCCACUAUUGGGCCGCCUGGUCCCCUUAGUGGCAGUCGGAGCGGCAAACUGCAUCAACAUCCCAUGUAUGAGAAUGCAGGAGUUGCGGAACGGUGUUACGUUACUGGAUGAGGGCAACAACGAAAUGGGCGUCUCCAAAAAAGCUGCUGUUCUGGGUAUCUCGGCCGUUAUCCUUAGUCGAAUCGCCAUGGCUAUACCAGGAAUGACUCUAACGCCGGUGCUUAUGAAUACGCUCGAGAAGAGGGGAUUUUUGGCCAAAUACCCCAGGUCCAACGCCCCUAUUCAAACGCUAUUUUGCGGUUUCGUGUUGAUUUUCGCCACGCCCCUCGGCUGCGCAUUCUUUAAACAGCGAGCAGCCAUCAAGGUGGACAGUCUGGAGUCGGAGGUGCGUGACAGCAUCAAGAAGAAACGUCCGGAUUUGGAAACCGUCUGGUUCAACAAGGGCCUGUGAGCCUUUGAAUUUUUCGAGCUUAACGAAGACAAUAUUGUUAUUUAUUUACUCACCUUGCAUUUAUUAGUAUUUUGCCUAUUGAGUUUCGUAUGAAAUACUCAUGUUUUUUUUGAACGCACAAUUUUAACCGUUCAGAGCAAGGCGGUAGGGAUUGAGUUACACAGCGUAAAUGUAAAAGAUAUCAAAAUAAAUCAUGUUAACUGUUAAA